Molecule: messenger RNA, 930 nt
Organism: Danaus plexippus (monarch butterfly)
Lineage: Eukaryota; Metazoa; Arthropoda; Insecta; Lepidoptera; Nymphalidae
Product: pre-mRNA-splicing factor SPF27
Exons: 5
Coding region: 159-899 (246 amino acids)
Biological process (GO): mRNA processing
Cellular component (GO): precatalytic spliceosome; Prp19 complex; catalytic step 2 spliceosome
Source: RefSeq, a predicted model, not a curated record
AAACCAACGAUUGUCAUAUACAUAUUGAAUGUUCUGUCAUAACAAAAAGUAGAAUUAAUGUCUACUUUGCUGAAAACACAUUAAAAAAAAUUGUAAAUUGCUCUAUUUGGAACAGAAUUUUCAUUUAUAAUAACUAAUAUUGAAUUAUACAAAAGAAGAUGUCUGGAGAGGUGAUAGUAGACGCACUACCGUACAUUGAUCAAGGAUACGAUGAUCCGGGUGUCAGAGAAGCGGCCUUGGCCAUGGUUGAAGAGGAAUGUCGUAGAUACAGACCCACGAAAAAUUAUCUAGAAAAUGCUGGUCCGGAGCCCAGCACAGCUUUCGAGACAGCAGCUCUACAGAGAGAAAUGGAGCGGGUACAACAACGCCUGCCAAUGGAACCAUUAUCAAUGAAAAGGUAUGAACUUCCCCCUCCUCCUGUUGGUCGUCUCGGUGAGCCCACAGCGUGGGCGGAGGCAGUAGAUAACUCCCACGCCCAGCUGUCCCACCAAGCGACACGCGUCCUGAACCUGGAACUCCAACUACAGUACAGCACUGAGGCAUGGCGGUCAUAUUUACAUGUCCUCCAAGCAUUGGUCGUGAAGUCACAAAAUGUUCAUGCGCAGUUAAGGAAACAAAUAGCAGCGGUGAACUGGGAACGUAAACGGUCACAGACGGCCAGCGGCGCUCGGCUGAGGGCGCUCCGCCGGCGGUGGGCACAGCUCGUAGCAGACAACUACAGGCUAGAGCGAGCCCUGUUGCAACUACAACAACAGAGAGAGAAGGCAAAAGGACAAACUACAGCGGAUGAUGAAACUCCCGAUAUGGAUAUGGAAGCCGUUAAAAAUCUACCCGACAAGCUCAAUUCUGAGACUGAAAAAGAAGUGCAAAAGAAAAUAGAAGACAUGUUUGCUGAUUAAUUACCAAAUAAAUAGAUCAUUUAUACUUUUA